CGUGUGUUGCUCAAACGCGGAAGUGUUGUGGUAACAUAACUUACUGGAAAUAACACGGUUUUCUUGAAAGAGCGAAAGAGUAGAAGGGGAAGGCAGAGGGGGAGGAGGAAAUAAACUCGAAGAGACAGAUAAUGGGGUUUUGAGCCGCAAACGGAGGACUUUUCACCUGACAGGCUGCCGGUCGGAUGUGCAGUGGUCGCAGGGCUGCGGGUGAGCUGCUAUGGCCUGGCCCGCCGUUCUGCUGGCCCUGCUGGCACUCCUGACCACCCCUCUGCCCGCGCCCGCGGCCGGGGCGGCCCCCUGUGGGCCGGGCCAGGCCUGGGCGGUCCGGCUGGAUCGCGGCGGGCACGCCGGCGGACAGGAGCUGGACGAGCUGGCCCACCGAGUAGCCGCGGAGGCGGGGCUGGAGAGCCGGGGGCAGAUCGGGCAGCUGGAGGGCCACUACCUGUUCUGCCCUGGUGUGGGGCCGGACGGGUGGGAUCAGGACGACAAGGGGGCGGCCGAAGUGCUGGCUGCCCACCCUGAGGUGUCCUGGUUCUCCCAGCAGCAGCUUCUGCGCAGGGCCAAGAGAGAGCUGGCCUUCAACGAUCCCAAAUACCCCAAACAGUGGCACCUGCACAAUAAGGUCAAGAUGGGGAUGGACAUCAAUGUGACUGGAGUGUGGGAGCGCAAUAUCACGGGGUCAGGGGUCACGGUGGUCGUCGUCGACGACGGGGUUCAGCAUACGCUCCAGGACAUCCAGCCCAACUAUAGUCCUGAGGGCAGCUAUGACCUGAACUCGAAUGACCCAGACCCGAUGCCCCACCCUGAUGCCCACAGUGACAAUCACCACGGCACCCGCUGCGCGGGCGAGAUCGCCGCCGUGCCCAACAACAGCUUCUGCGCUGUGGGCGUGGCGUACAUGUCUGUAUGUUCAGGGAUCCGGGUCCUGGAUGGCCCCCUCACAGACAGCAUGGAAGCCAUCGCUUUCAACAAACACUAUCAAAUCAACGAUGUCUACAGCUGCAGCUGGGGUCCUGAUGAUGAUGGCCGUACUGUGGAUGGACCCCACCCACUGGGCAAGGCGGCGCUGCAGCACGGGGUGAUCGCUGGGAGGCGGGGCUUCGGCAGCAUCUUCGUGGUCGCCAGCGGCAACGGGGGGCAGUUCCAGGACAACUGCAACUACGACGGCUACGCCAACUCCAUCUACACCGUGACCAUCGGGGCGGUGGAUGAGAACGGGAGGAUGCCCUUCUACGCGGAGGAGUGCGCCUCCAUGCUGGCCGUCACCUUCAGCAGUGGAGACAGACAGCUGCGCAGUAUCGUGACGUCGGACUGGGAGUUCCAGAAGGGCACGGGCUGCACAGACGGGCACACGGGCACCUCGGCGGCCGCGCCCCUGGCCGCUGGCAUGGUGGCUCUGAUGCUGCAGGUCCGACCCUGUCUGACCUGGAGGGACGUACAGCACAUCAUUGUGUACACCGCCACCAAGUACGAGGACAAGCGAGCGGGUUGGAAGACCAAUGGCGCAGGGCUGCACCACAGUCACCAGCAUGGCUUCGGACUGCUUAAUGCCUGGAGGCUGGUCAACGCUGCCAAGGUGUGGGAAUCGGUGCCAUUCCUGGUGUCCUACCAGAGUCCGGAGCUGAAGGAGGAAGCAGAGAUCCUAGCCUUUCCCGAAAAACUCGUUCUCACCUGGAAUGUGACCGCUGCGGACCUGCGGCAGUCUGGGAUGCUCACGCUGGAGCACGUGGCCGUUACCUUGACGAUGACUCACCCUCGCCGUGGCAACGUGGAGAUCCUGCUAAACUGCCCCAGUGGGAUGACCUCCCUGAUUGGAGCCAGGCGCAUCAUGGACACGGAGCCCACAGGAUACGCUGACUGGACCUUCUCUACCGUGCGCUGCUGGGGCGAGAGGGCUGAGGGGCAGUACAGUCUACAGCUCACUGACUACAGGGACGGUGUGCUGUCCCCGGGCGUGCUGAACCGCUGGAGGCUGACUCUGUACGGCUCAUCCAUGUCCUUCGAGGCAGUGAAGGAGAGGCAGAGGCACGUGGAGGAGGCAAUGGGUGGGCAGUAUCUGCACAGUGGCUUCUCUCUGCCCUGCCCUCCUGGGCUGGACAUCCCCCCAGAAGUGGUGAGCCCCCUCACCUCCAACAGCUUGAAGUCUCUGCUCCUCCUGGGCUGUUUUGCCCUGUUCUGGUCUCUGUACUACACCCUGGAGGUCAGCCUGGCUCACCUGGAAUGGCCCAGGCCGUGCUGGGGCAGGAAGCGGGGCAGGGGGAGCGUGGAGGAGGGCGAGGGCGGCGGGCGGGUCCCCCUGCACACUCUGGGCCUGACCCCCGCGAGCCGCCCCACUCUGCAGCUGGAAGAGGAGAUGGAGGAGAAGGAGGAAGAGGAGAAAGCCCCGCUCAUCGCUCAGGACACCCUUACGUAGCGCCCCCUGCCCCUCUCCUGCCCCUCCUUCUUGAAGCAAGGGGGUUGUAGGGCUUGAGGGGCAGCCUAGGCAGUGGACGGGUCACGGAGAGAGACAGACUGGGGGACAUGGCAUGACACCCCUGAACACUCACUCGCAGGCCCGCGCAGGGAAGGGGAGACCGCAGCAGCCCUGGAGCCUGGAGCUGCAAGAGGGACUCUCCUGGCGGGACCACCUGGAUCCGAAAGCUGCCCCUUCCUGCAGGACGCGAACCCUCCCAGCCCCCCUCCCAGCAUUCUCGGAUCAGAACCCCCCUCCUGGGCGGGCCGGCUCCCGCCCGCCUCGCUGCGGAGCCUGUCCGAGGGGGGCGUGGGGGGGCUCCGCCGGCUUCCCCCGGUGUUUCUGGCUCGGGGGGUUAAAGGGUUUAUGUGCAGCGUGGCAGAGGCGGGCUCUGCUGGAGGAUGGAGAGUGAGUGAGACACUGAGGGGCUUCCUACGGAGCUCAGAAACACACACACAGACUCACACACAAACUCACACACACACCUCCCCCCUGUUUCACCCCAUUUGACAGAUCUCUUCCCCAGGAAGAUGGAAAACCAUGAGGUGUUACCAGCUCGAAAGGUGUUGUUGCGCCUUUCCGGUGCGUUUGCACCAUUUCACAAGUAAAACACCCUCAUGGAGCCAAACCACGACUCCCCCCCCACUUGUAUUUUUAUAAAUACAUGUAAGUGGCCUGGGUUUGGAGUAAAAGACAAAAAAGAUACAUAUUGCACUGUGAACAAAGAUUUCCAGAAAGCGAACUGGAGGCGCGCUCCGAGAAACGGCGCUCUCGCGUGGCGGCCCGCUGGGCAGUGUUGUGUCCAGUCCGCAGGCCGGGACUCGUCCCUCGGCGCCGCCCUGCAUCCGCCUCUCCUCGACACCGCACCUCGAUGGGGAAGAACUGGGACUGGCUGGCGAUGGGGCCGAGUUGGACCACGAGGGGGAGGAGAACGCGAUUCCUCUGAAAGCCUGCCCUCGCUUCAUCAGACAGGCGGUCUGGCUGUCCCCGGCUGUGAUUCUGUGUGCGUGUGAGAGAUGGGGGGGUGUCUUUGAAUGCAUGGCCGUGAGUGUGUGUGCACACAAAAGGAGUCUGUUUAAUAUUCAUAUCCAGUACAAAUAUUCCAGCUUCCGGAUUGUUUUUAAGAGAUAUUUUUGGGGGGGGUAUUUUCUUUCCGAACCCUUGUUCAUUUGGACGCUAAGGUGGAAGGAGAGUGCAAUGUGUGCAAACCUAAAAGAGAGCAUGUACUGCAGUUUUUUUAAAUACUGGAUUUUUUUUUUAAAUAAGCAUAAGAUUUGUGGCGGGUGUAUAUCUAGAAGUGAACGUAGGCAGCAAAUGGAUGCAUGCAUAUAUAUUUAUAUGCUCAGAUGCAUUCAUUCGUGUGCCGAUGGAUUGGAACACCUUCAGCUCUCGAGCUGUAAGAACAGGACUGCAUUGCAUUCGUGCAGGUAUUGCUCAUGUUUUGCACACUCACUUUCUGUGACACCGGAUUUCUCUGCAAUAGCUGUGCAAUCUCUUCUGGUUUUGUGCAAUAAGGCCCCUUUGCUUUCGCCCCAGUCAGAGCUGUGCAGUGUAAUGAUCACAAUCCUCUCGCAGAAGGUCCCUAUCUGUUGCUCUUCUGUAAAUUUCACUUCUAACACACUGCUGCUGUCAGUAAUAUACGGUAUACAGUACAUUUUAUUCUCAAGGUUUUUCGGGAGUUUCGGGUGUAGUGUUUUCAUUUCGGAAGCACGUGGAAAUGUACAGGAGCAAUGAGGUGUUGUGAUCAUUUGUCACACUGCUGUGUGUGUGUGUACAGUAUGUGUCUGGAUAUAUACACAGCCAUAACCUGCUUUCUCAAAAUCUGGCUCUGAGGUUAUUACUCUAGAUUCUUUUGGGUUAUAGGAAAUUAGUGCUCAUGAAUAUCCUCCCUGUGUUGGAACCUCAAAGUAUAUAUUACAUGUAAAUGCUUUGGUUGUGCUGGUGUCUUUUAAAACCUUUUGCUCGAAAUAAUCAGAUGGUUGUCAUUGAGAAUCGACCUUGCACAAUCUGGUUUUGCUAAACCGGGUGUUUUCACAACCAAAACUGUGACUGUUUUAUUUGUUAAAGUCAAGCGCCACCUCAGGGGUGCUCAAAGCGAGAGUCUGCUUUUGUAUUGGGUCCUGCGGCUGAUCUGAUCUGGAUUAAAUAAAGGCUGUUUUUUCAGGA
This is a messenger RNA of Lepisosteus oculatus (spotted gar), 4621 nucleotides long. The record is from RefSeq and is a predicted model, not a curated record. Lineage: Eukaryota; Metazoa; Chordata; Actinopteri; Semionotiformes; Lepisosteidae.